Ascochyta rabiei is the source of this 327-nucleotide messenger RNA. RefSeq lists its product as uncharacterized. NCBI's taxonomy places the organism in Eukaryota, Fungi, Ascomycota, Dothideomycetes, Pleosporales, Didymellaceae. The coding region runs from base 1 to 327 and encodes 108 amino acids. The transcript has a single exon. The record is from RefSeq and is a predicted model, not a curated record.
AUGUCUGGACAUAGUUCAUCCCGCCGCUCCUCUUGCCACAAUCUCCAGACAACUGCAGCGCCCAGGACACCUCACGAGCAGUUCCUCUCCUCUCUCGAAUUCGUCGACACCGACUCCCUGCCCAAAGAUGAAGCCGACUGCACCAUCUGUAUGCUGCAGUUCUGCGACCGUGACAGGUGCAGGAACAAAGCGCAUGAGGAGCCGGUCUGCCUUCCCUGCGGCCACGUAUUUAGGAGCAAGUGCUCAGCAACGUGGUUUGCCGAGAGGGAUAACUGUCCCAUGUGCAGAGCUAAGAUGUCUGAGAAGGCGAAGGGUUUUUGGUUUUAG